GGUUUAUGUUGCCAGGGAGUGAUUCACAACCAUAGAGACACAAUGGAGCUGCAGUUACAAUGUAAAUAGCAGGUGCCUGUUCUUUCAACUCACACAGAACAUUUUUACUGUCACUCUAACUCGGGCAGUGCUAUGCUAAAAUGCUGUUGUCUACGGACUGCUAGCAGCUAGCUUACUGUUGUUUUGCGCUAACGAAUCAGCUUUGUGAUAUACCAACAACCCCGUUAGCUACCGUUAACGUUACCUGCUUGAGCUCUGCUACUGGCAUUGGCUGUAUUUUCCUCUGCUAGCUAACCUAGAUAUUAUAACUGUCUAGAUAAUCUGUCUGAGAGGUAUUAUGGAGUUUUCUUUCGAUAUUAACCAGUUAUUCCCCGAGAGAGUCUCCAUCUUGGACCAGACCAUUGUUUCGGGUCCUAAAUCAGCACUAAGGCCAGAUCUUCAAGCCCACAUAGCCACAGUUAUUGAUGAACUUGGGAGAGCCUCAGCAAAGGCCCAACAGCUGCCAGCAGCUAUAACAAGUGCCUCUAAGCUGCAGACCCAGAGGCAUCAGCUCUACCUGCUGAAGGAUGGAGAGAGCAAUGGAGGACGUGGCGUGGUGGUGGGAUUUCUCAAGGUUGGCUACAAGAAGUUAUUUCUGCUCGACCGACAGGGUGAGCACGUAGAGGCAGAGCCGCUGUGUGUUUUGGAUUUCUACAUAGCAGAGAACAUGCAGCGACAUGGCUACGGGCUGGAGCUCUUUGAUUUCAUGUUGCAGCACAAGAAUUUAGAGCCGGUUCUGAUGGCGUACGACAGGCCCUCGCCUAAAUUCCUGUCUUUCUUGGCAAAGCAUUACUGCCUGACACCAAGUGUUCCUCAGGCCAAUAACUUUGUGGUGUAUGAGGGCUUCUUCCGCAACAGAUCAGGCUCGCCCUCCUCUCCUCUGACGGAUCAGGGGAUGUACGGCUUUUUCGGCUCAGUUGAGAAAGGUUCCCCUAAAAAAGCCAGAUGGAGAGAUCAAACCCUACUCUUUAAUGGCGAGGGAAGUGGUACGUCAGGAAGAGCGGGCUCGUCCCUGGCCGUUUGCUCCUCCUCACUCCCCCCAGCGGUCGGUAUCCUCCCAGUGCUCCCAGUCCCUCAGCGUGGAAUCCUCCCCCAGCAGAACGCCCCCACGAGCCGCUCCAGCUUCCUCCCCUGGGAGCAACAGGGACCAGAGCCCACAGUCCCCUCUAAUCGAGCGCUGCAGAAUAAGACGCACCAGCCAACAGGGUCUAGUUGCCAGAUACAGCCUGUACAGCCGGCACAUGGACAGCAGAGCUGUUGGACUGCUGGACAGACCAUUGCCAGAAAGAAGAGCCCUGCUCUCCUUCCUCAUGUGGUAGUACCUUGUGCCUCCUCAGGUCUGAGACCAGUGGGGGAUCAGCCACACGCACUGGGAUACACAGACACACACAGGUUGGCCAGUAGUCACAGACCACAAAGCAGGUCCCAGCCUCUCACACUUCCACCUCUGUUUGCAUCCAAGGAUGGCCUCUGCAGCAAGAGGUCCUCAGACAGCAGAGAGACACCCCUGGGUUCAGAUGCUGAAGCCUGUGGUGCUGAAGAGGAGAAGAGGGUGUUGGACAGUGGACAGCCUCCAGCACGAGGCACGUUGGUCAGCCAGGGACACGUGUCGGAGAAGGAGAGCGACAGAAACAGACGAGGCUGGUCGUGGACUGUAGGGGAGAACUGCUACACCGCCCAGUGGGUGAAGAAGAAGCAAGAUAGCAGGAGCACCCGGCCCUGGUGAUCAGGAACUAGUUGUCAUCAAAGUUUAGACAUUAUUUAGUUGUUGCUAAAAAUGGAAAUCUGUGUUGAAUUCUGGAACCAUUCAAUGCUUUCAGAACACAAACAUGUGCCAAGGCAGGAAUUCUUUUUGUGUGUGUGUGUGUGUGUGUGUGUGUGUGUGUGUGUGUGUGUGUGUGUGUGUGUGUGUGUGUGUGUGUGUGUGUGUGUGUGUGUGUGUGUGUGUGUGUGUGUGUGUGUGUGUGUGUUGAUGGGAGGUCUAAUUUAAAAACUUCACUUUAACUAGUUGACCUAACUGGUGCCAGGAACCAAAUAUCAAGGUGUUUCACGACAAGAGCCAUCAGACACCAAUAUCUGUACCCAAUGGAAAACAUUGGUUUAAAGGUGUAUUAAGGCAGCAGUAUUGAGGUCAAAUAGAUAAAACUAAAGUUGCAACCAAUUCAGUUGUGCUAAUUUACAGAUAUAGCCAUCUAUAAUUCCUCAUGCCUCCGUGCUGGGGCUCAGGCAGGACUGUGACUGGUCCCCGGUGGGACCAUGUUCUGACAUUGGCUCAAAUUAAAUCCCCCACUGAUGAAGUAGUGAACGCGGGGCCGACUUGGAAAUCAGUUGCAAUGGUUUAUCUAUCCACGAGAGGGAGCAGUGAUUAUGGACAUGAAGGAUUUUACCCAUAGACUGUAAAAAUAAUGGACGAAGCUUCCGGACCUGAAAAGUGAAGCCAAUGCUGAAGCUCCUUAAAGCUGUAUUCUAUCUGAUUUCCAGC
Messenger RNA from Perca fluviatilis (European perch), 2521 nucleotides. RefSeq names its product alpha tubulin acetyltransferase 1 (gene atat1). Bases 338 to 1765 code for a protein of 475 amino acids. The record is from RefSeq and is a predicted model, not a curated record. Gene Ontology annotation, biological process: alpha-tubulin acetylation. Gene Ontology annotation, cellular component: microtubule. Gene Ontology annotation, molecular function: tubulin N-acetyltransferase activity. The transcript is spliced from 13 exons. NCBI's taxonomy places the organism in Eukaryota, Metazoa, Chordata, Actinopteri, Perciformes, Percidae.